This is a messenger RNA of Naegleria gruberi, 1554 nucleotides long. RefSeq names its product silent information regulator family protein. Lineage: Eukaryota; Heterolobosea; Eutetramitea; Acrasida; Naegleriidae. The transcript has a single exon. The record is from RefSeq and is a predicted model, not a curated record. Gene Ontology annotation, molecular function: NAD+ binding. Bases 1 to 1554 code for a protein of 517 amino acids.
AUGAGUGAAAAGCAAACAGCCACAACACCAACAACUCCCAGAACAGCCAGGAGAAAAAAGUCAAACUCUACUACAGACAAAACACCGUCUUCUUCUUCUAAAAAACCAAAAGCUGAGAACAUUGAUACAGGGGUAAAAUCGAAUAAGAAAAAGAGCAAAUCAAAGAAGGAGGAGAACAUCCCUUCCGAUGGUGACUCACCAGUCUACAACACAACUCCAACCAAAAAGAAGAAAACAUCCAACCCUACUCCAAAAAAAACUGAAUCAAAAACUGUAAAAACACCAGAAAGUUCAGUAAAAUCAAACACAACACCAAAGAAACGAAAGAAUUCACUGAAAGAUUCAUCCUCUAAAAAGAAAAAAAAGAAGGAUAGGGAUUGUGAUAGUGAUUUGGAAAAGAAUGAUUAUGAUAGUGACGUAGAAUUUGAGGAGGAUGACGAAUUUCUCAGACCUAAGAUAGCUCACUUGGGAGACUUGUUUAAAGAGCAUAAGGGAAAAAUUUGUUUAUUUACAGGUGCUGGAAUAAGUUCAUCUGCUGGCUUAAAGACCUACAGAGGAAAGGAUGGUAUUUGGUUAAAACAAGAUGAUACCACCAAAAAUUCAAAUGAUAGUGAUAAUUUGAAAUAUUUUCCAACUCUUACCCAUAUGUCCAUUAAAAAACUGUACGACAUGGGAUAUAUCAAAUAUAUUAUCACACAGAAUAGUGACAAUCUCCAUUGGAAGAGUGGUAUCAGUGAAAGUGAUACUAUUGAAAUUCAUGGCAAUAGCUAUAAAGAGCAUUGCGAAAAAUGUGACAAGACAUUUAUUAGACAAGAUAUUAUUGUUCACCCUACAAGUGAAAGUAUUUACAGGAAUAUUUUGAAUAGGAAUGAAAAUUUCAAAGAUGAUCACCUUACUGUAAACAAGUGUGAACAGUGUGGAGGACCACUUAAGGAUUUGAUAGUAAACUUUGGAGAAAAGUUAUCUGAAAAAUUGUGGAAAAAGGCAGUUAAAUUUGUUGAAAAUUCAACACUUGUACUUGCUGUGGGUACCAAGUUAUCUGUAGAGCCUGUUAAUUCUCUUGUUACUAUGAAUGAUGAUCAUAAGUUAAUUAUUUGCAAUCUACAAUUGACUCCUUUCAAUGAUAAUGCUAAUUUAGUUAUUAGAUGUAAAUCUGAUGAGCUUUUUUCUCGUUUGAUGGGAAAGGUUAUUGAUAAUUUUAUUAUUGAUAUACCCGAAUAUGUAUAUAGUUUGGAUAUAACUUUAUUGUACAAUAAUAACACAUUGGAAAUGAAAUCUGAGCAGAUCAAUGUUUUGGACCAAGUAACGAUUAAUGAUAAUAUAAUUCUAAACUCUAGCAAUCAAUUUUCAAUCAAGAAUGAUAGAAUUGGAGAAUUGAAUAAUUUAUCAGUUCAAAUUCAUCCAACUAAGUUUGCACCAAGUUGUGGCAUUUCUACUUCCAACAAUAUCAUUGAAAUUAAGAAUUGUGAUAAAAAGAUUCAAGACAUGAUACAGUUGGAUUUGAGUUUGAAAUUCCAUGCCAAAGAUAAAACUUGGGAAUCUUCAAUAAAUUAA